AUGGAUCGCACCCCAGGGAAACGCUCCUUCGAGCAGGUAGAUCAGACCACCGACGAAGCCGUCAACAACACGCGACACCAUCCCACUCCACGCACCACCACCGGCCAACGUUUCGGCCAAGACACGUCCUUCGUGCCCCUCAGCCAAUCGGGCGAGGACGAAGACGACGCCCACGCAACAGAUCUCAUCCAAGGAAGCCAAGAUGCUGGUGAUGAUGUUUCCACGUACAUUCACUAUGGGGACCUGAAGGCCAAGAUUGUCGGCGUGCGGUACUAUCGCGGACAUGCUACGAUCGGGGAACAUGUUCGCGUUGUGCGCGAUCCCGGGAAUCCGUAUGAUUCGAAUGCGAUCCGCGUGGAUAAUGUCAUGGGGCAGCAGAUCGGACAUAUUCCGCGCACGGUGGCGGCGAAGCUGGCGAAGUAUUUGGAUGAUAGUUCUCUUGUCGUUGAUGGAGUCUUGACCGGUGUGAUUGGCACUUUUGAUUGUCCUAUUGUUCUGAAGCUGUUCGGGACUAGUCAGCCGGAGGCCAGACAGGCGCUGAAGAGUCGGAUGGAGAUGGAUAAUCUGCCUCUCGGAGGGUUCAAGCAGAAUGAGCGCAAUGAGAAGAAAUUGGAGAAGGAGCGGGAGAAGGCGAGAAAGGAGGCAGCGAAGCAGGCUAGAUCGCUUGCUAAGGGCAAAGGGAAGCAGUUCCAGGGAGAGAAUGCACUGGGGUAUUCAAAUCUCUUCACUGGGGAAGGGCUCGUUGAAGGCGAGGACCUGGACGAACUUAUCGGCCAGAGCAGCACUUUCAAUCCACGCGAUAUCGGCCAUGUCGCCGAGGACUUUGGUAUGAAGGAAUCUGACUUGGAGAAUAUGCCGAUGGCGGAGUCUCCGGCUGCUCUGGCGACAGAGCUUCUUCCGUAUCAGCGUCAAGGGCUUGCUUGGAUGAUUGCUAAAGAGAAUCCGGGUCUUCCUGGCGAUGGGGAUGAUGUCGUGCAGCUCUGGAAGAAGAAUGGGAACAAGUACACCAAUAUUGCUACCAACUACUCUAUGACGCAGGCUCCGCCUCUUGCGAGCGGUGGUAUACUCGCUGAUGAUAUGGGACUGGGCAAGACUAUCCAAAUCCUUUCACUGUUACUGGUCAAUUCUCAGCCCAAGACUCCGGAGUCCUCCAGGACCACGCUGAUCGUGGCUCCAGUCGGUGUGAUGAGCAAUUGGCGAAACCAGGCGCUUGUUCAUACUCAUAGCGACAAAGCCCCGAAGGUGCUGAUAUACCACGGGCAGGGGAAGAAGGAAGCGAGCAACCUUGACCAGUAUGAUGUGGUUGUUACAAGCUAUGGUGCCCUGGCAAUGGAGUACAGCCCGAAUGUCAAAGCACCACCGAAGAAAGGCCUCUUCUCCAUCCAUUGGCGCCGUGUCGUCUUAGACGAAGGACAUACCAUUCGCAACCCACGGUCCAAGGGUGCCCUGGCAGCUUGUAACCUGAGGGCGGGUUCACGAUGGACUCUUACGGGAACGCCCAUUGUCAACACACUGAAGGACCUCUACUCCCAGGUCCGCUUUCUGAGACUGACUGGUGGCCUCGAGGAUCUGGCCGUCUUCAAUAGUGUCCUGAUACGACCUCUGUUGUCCGGGGACCCCGAUUCCCGCCUUCUACUCCAAGCCUUGAUGACAACUAUCUGCCUACGCCGCAGGAAGGACAUGAACUUUGUGAACCUGCGUUUGCCACCCCUCACAUCCCGCAUCCUGCGCAUCAAGUUCCACCCCCACGAGCAAGAGAAAUACGACAUGUUCCAAUCCGAGGCCAAGGGCAUGCUCCUGGACUUCAAAUCCAAAGAUAAAACCACCACCAAUUACUCUCACCUCCUCGAAGUAAUCCUCCGUCUCCGACAAGUCUGCAACCACUGGGCUCUCUGCAAAAACCGACUCGACAAGCUCGCCGACCUCCUCGAAAACAACAAAGUCGUCCCCCUAACCCCCGAAAACAUCAAAGCCCUCCAAGACAUGCUCCAAAUCCGCAUCGAAAGCCAAGACACCUGCCCCAUCUGCCUCGACAACCUCGAACAACCCGUAAUCACCGCCUGCGCACACGCCUUCGACCGAUCCUGCAUCGAACAAGUCAUCGAACGCCAACACAAAUGCCCCAUGUGCCGUGCCGAAAUCCCAGACACCGCAACCCUAGUCUCUCCCGCCGUCGAAAUGGGCGAAAGCACAGACACCGUGGACGCCGACCCCGACAAUCCCAGCAGCAAGAUUGAAGCCUUGAUCAAAAUCCUCACAGCACAGGGUCAAGCGUCCGGAACCAAAACCGUCAUCUUCAGCCAAUGGACCUCCUUCCUCAACCUCAUCGAACCUCACCUCCUCCGCCACGGCAUCGGCUUCGCCCGCAUCGACGGCAAAAUGUCCUCCAUCAGCCGCGAUAACUCCACCCUGCGCUUCUCCACCGACCCAUCCUGCACCGUCCUCCUUGCUAGCUUGAGCGUUUGCAGCGUCGGAUUAAACCUCGUAGCAGCUAACCAGGCCAUUCUCUGUGAUAGCUGGUGGGCUCCCGCUAUUGAAGACCAAGCCGUCGACCGUGUAUACCGACUCGGUCAGACGCGCGAAACCACCGUAUGGCGACUCGUCAUGGAGGAUAGUAUCGAGGAUCGCGUACUGGCUAUUCAGGAGAAUAAGCGGAAGCUGAUGCUCGAGGCGUUCAGGGAGACGGCGACGAGGAAGAAGGUCGAUGACAGAGCGACGAGGGUGGCGGAUUUGGAGAAGUUGUUGAAGUAGUUUCAGCUGUGCAAAAUAAUACUUUCAGUGGGCUAAGGGAUAUAUGGGUUGAUUUUCUUGUUUCUAGCUUUGUAAUCGGUUUCUGUGUGGUGAUAAUUGUUUAUUCUUCCUUCCGGCAUUACUUUCUUCACGUCCCUGUUUACUUUCAUGACACUUGUUCUCACUUAGAAUCCUC
Messenger RNA from Aspergillus neoniger CBS 115656, 2926 nucleotides. RefSeq names its product DEAD/DEAH box helicase. The record is from RefSeq and is a predicted model, not a curated record. The transcript has 3 exons. The coding region runs from base 1 to 2751 and encodes 916 amino acids. Gene Ontology annotation, biological process: protein ubiquitination. Gene Ontology annotation, molecular function: ATP-dependent chromatin remodeler activity; ATP binding; hydrolase activity, acting on acid anhydrides, in phosphorus-containing anhydrides. NCBI's taxonomy places the organism in Eukaryota, Fungi, Ascomycota, Eurotiomycetes, Eurotiales, Aspergillaceae.